ACACUGAAAGCUUCCUGUUCAUCUCCCGACUCGACUUCCAGCUACUCAGGCUGCGCUCUUGUCUCAGCUCACCGGGAGCUUCAUCCCCGUGGUUAUGGUCUCCGGUGUCCUGGUGGCAGCUGAGGGUUUGAUAUCGUUAAUCCGUUUACAUUUAGCGGCGCCGCUGCUGUACGGGGGCCGUCGGUAGCAGGCGGAGGAUGAGAGCGGGAGCACUGCAGUAAUGAUGCGCUUUAUUGUGGACUGCCUGAGGGCACCGCGGGACAGAGCCCCGAAGGAUGAAGGGGACACCGAUGUCGUGGAAACAGAUGAGAGAGUCCUCGCCAAGGUAGCGGAGAUCAGAGUAAGAAGACCACAGCAUCUAGCUCUGGAGCUAGAAAAUUCAGUGGCAGUGGAGAACUUGGAACUUCAGGAACAGCAGUCAGAUCGCAAGGAGCUGGAGGAGACCCUGGUUAAAUUAGAUCAACACAAGGAGAAGCUUUCACAGCAAAUAAAGGCAACCAGACAGCUCUGCUAUGAAGAAAGUCAGCAGAUUCUGUCUCUGCAGGCAGAGGAGGUGCAGAAGGAGAGCCAGGUGGAGGAAUAUGAGAGAGAGCUUGCCAGAGCCAGGUGGAGGCUGAGGAAGCUCAGAGAGGAGGUGAAACAAGCCAAGAGGAAGGCGGAGGAGGCUGGAGAGAGGAACACUCCACUGCAAGACUCCAUCAGACAGUCCUAUGAAGAGAUCCUGCAGGAGGAAAACACUCUGUGCUCUCUGUCAGGAGGGGCAGUCACUCCAGAAAGCCAACUAGAGGAGUCAACAUCUCCUGCAGACACGACUGAAGAUGAUCCGCUUCCCAUGAGACCAUGGGGAAGGAGCCAAUCACUGCCCGCCUAUGCUGACAUGAUAAUGGUGAUUAAUGGCUCACCCUUCUGCAAUAAUCUAGCUGGUACAAGGGAAGAUGACAGUGGGACCAGCUCACCGAAGAUGGACAGAUCUGACAUCGAGGAUGACCCAGACGAAGGAGAGCUCAACAAUGUAGAGAACAAAGACAGAGAGCAGGAAGAGUCCAUUGUUAACCCAAAACGUCUCAGUCAACUGGACUUUUACCAAGCUGACCCCUUCGUCCACUGUCAGAGUGACCAUGACCUCUUCACUAAACAUCUAUUUCCUAUAAUGGACUCAGCUGAUGAAUUUACUUCAGACCCUUUCAAAGGCAGUGACCCAUUUGCAGCAGACAUUUUGUUUCCAGAACCGAACGUCGGCACCGAUGAUGGGAUGGGAAAUGUCGGCGAUGAGGCAGACACUAGUCUGUCUUGUGCUGAAAACAAAGCCUCAACAGGCACUCAGUGCUUUGAGUCAGAAUUCCCAGAUGAAGACAGCGACAUAGAGAUAAGCUACAGCCGAGAGGACUUAGACGCGAUUGCUGUUGCAGAUGAUUCCCGUGGAUUUAAACCCAUUCAGAGCUCGUCAGAAGAGCUGGGGCCUGAGCCGAUCCAGGGCUGGAGGUCCCAGGGCCAGUAUUCUGUAGAAUCAGACCCCAAUGGGUAUGAGCUGGAUCUUGGUGCCAUCUCCCCGCCCUCUGACAUAGAAGAACGCAGUCUAGGCUCUCUAGCUGGGGAGGCUACCAAUGAGGCAACAAGAGAACUAGAACAAGGUCUGCAUACUGGUGUGGCUGAGACUGUCAGUGAACAUGGUGGACCUGUCCUGUUUGAACCAGAUUGGGCACAUAACGUAGAGGAAGCGCUGCUCUGUGAUACAACUUCCUCUCAGGCAACAGAAUGGGCUGGCAGCACUGACCAGGAGCCCCAAAAUCCUGCAACCCCUCAAAACUCGCUAGAUUCCCUGAACCGUUCUGUUCAGCCUGACUCACAGCAGAACAGCUUUGAGUUAAACUAUGAACCAACCAGUCAGUCUUCCUUUGACCCAUAUGGGUUCAAACUCAGUCCAGAGCAUUCUAGUCACACCCUCUUAGACCCUGAUGAAGCUGAGCUAAGCCCAGAACCUGCUGAAAAUGAUCUGGCAUUUGAUCCGGAGCCUUCCUCUUCUCAACCAGACCAACUCAACUUUGAUGCCUAUGGGUUUGAUAUCGCUUCCUCCGAGAUGGUACGGGACUCUGACCCUUAUGGCUUUAAGCUCAGCCCUGAGGAAGAGAACCAGGAGGUAUUGGAUCUAUGUGCCCAUGAGAACCAGGAGGCAAUGGACCUUUGCACAUAUGACAACAAUAAGCAAAUAAAACAAUCUAACUAUAGCAACCAGGAAGUAGUGAAUCCUCACACAUGUGAAAACCAAGAAGUGCUUGAACAUUGUAGCCACAAUAACCAGGAAUUUCUGGAUUUGUGUAACAAUGGAAACCAAGAAGUGCUGGAACCAUCUAACCUUGACAACAAGGAGUUGGUUAUGCAUGAAAACCAGGAACUGCUGGAUCUCUGUAGUCAUGACAACCAAGAGGUGGUAGAGCCCUAUUCCAAUAUUAGCAACGAGGAACUACUUGAACCUCAUGACUAUGACAACCAAGAAGUGCUCAAAUCUUGUAGCCAUGGCAAUCAGGAACUGCUGGACUUCCUUCUUCCUGAAAAUCAGGAAGUGCUGGAUUUAGAUAGCCGUGGCAACCAAGAACUGCUGGAUUUUGGCAGCAAAGAAAAUCAAGAAGUGCUGGUUUUAGAUCGCCAAAACUCACAAGGACUCCAGGAUCUUCGUAGCCAUGAAAAUCAGGAAUUGUUAGACUUAGGUAGCCAUGACAACCAAGAGGUGCUAAACAUGUUGCGUAAAGAAGUUUCCCCAGAAGCGAACAACAACCAGUGCAUUGUGGAGCCAGGGCCCAAUGUCAUUUCUACCAAUAGCAGCUCAGAUAGUGAUGUGGCGUCAGAAGACUUGCUAGGACUGGAACUCUGUAACACCAGUAUCUGCACUGCCAACACCACAAACACUAACACUGCUGACACUCGCAACAUGGCCAUCAGCAACAGGUCUGCCAACCUGGACCUCAGUUCUUCCACUGCUCCAAUACAUCAGAACUUGUUAGAAGGGGAUCUGGGUUUAGUGUUUGGGGCUGGAGGAUACAUUGGUUGUCCUGAUGUAGCUGACGACCUGGAACCUGUGGACAGAAAGCCGGCAAAGCCAGCAGCAGAACCAGUACAACCAGUCAGACCAGUUAGGCCACCUCGACCAUCUCUCAGGGCCAAGGAGAAGGACCAGUCCCAGACUAAGGGCAUCGACCUGAAGUGAUCUUUCACCAACAAAGACUCAUGGGGGUUACCAUGUCAGCAGGUGUCAACAUAAUGGGGAGUAAAGCAAGAGGAUGGAUAAUAAAAUGGAGACAAAUGACAAUGAAAAAAGGACAUACAAUUAAAUAGAAGGGAGGGAGACAUUGUUCUGUUGUUAUUUAUGUCAAUAAAGUAGUCUAAUCAAGUCAGAAGAAAACGGGAAGUAAUCAAACUGUAAAAACUAACAGAUACCAUGGUAACAGUUAGCUCUGAAAGAUUUAUUAAUUAGUAUUAUGGAAAUGUGAUUAGCUUGUUGCUGCAGCCUAUAUAGAUUGAUUCAUAGAAGUUAGGAUUGGAAACAACUAUCUGAAAAUGAACAACAUUCUUCGAGGAUUGUCUAACAUAAAAUAAAGUGUUCCCAGAAUUUUUUUUUUUGUAUCUCAGCUGAUGCCAGUUAAUUAACUGAGGUUUAUACAGUGCCUUGUGAAAGUAUUCGGUUCCCUUGAACUUUUCAACCUUUCGCCACAUUUCAGGCUUCAAACAUCAAGAUAUAAAAUUUUAAUUUUUUGUCAAGAAUCAACACCAAGUGGGACACAAUCGUGAAGUGGAACAAAAUUUAUUGGAUAUUUUAAACUUUUUUAACAAAUAAAAACCUGAAAAGUGGGGCGUGCAAUAUUAUUCGGCCCUCUUGUAUUAAUACUUUGUAGCACCACCCUUUGCUUCAGUUACAGCUGCAAGUCUCUUGGAGUAUGUCUCUAUCAGUUUUGCACAUCGAGAGACUGAAAUUCUUGCCAAUUCUUCCUUGCAAAACAGCUCGAGCUCAGUGAGGUUGGAUGGAGAGCGUUUGUGAACAGCAGUCUUCAGCUCUGCCCACAGAUUCUCGAUUGGAUUCAGGUCUGGACUUUGACUUGGCCAUUCUAACACCUGGAUAUGUUUAUUUGUGAACCAUUCCAUUGUAGAUUUGGCUUUAUGUUUUGGAUCAUUGUCCUGUUGGAAGAUAAAUCUCCGUCCCAGUCUCAGGUCUUUUGCAGACUCCAACAGGUUUUCUUCCAGAAUGGUCCUGUAUUUGGCUCCAUUCAUCUUCCCAUCAAUUUUAACCAUCUUCCCUGUCCCUGCUGAAGAAAAGCAGGCCCAAACCAUGAGGCUGCCACCACCGUGUUUGACAGUGGGGAUGGUGUGUUCAGGGUGAUGAGCUGUGUUGCUUUUACGCCAAACAUAUCGUUUUGCAUUGUGGCCAAAAAGUUCCAUUUUGGUUUCAUCUGACCAGAGCACCUUCUUCCACAUGUUUGGUGUGUCUCCCAGGUGGCUUGUGGCAAACUUCAAACGAGACUUUUUAUGGAUAUCUUUGAGAAAUGGCUUUCUUCUUGCCACUCUUCCAUAAAGGCCAGAUUUGUGCAGUGUACAACUGAUUGUUGUCCUAUGGACAGACUCUCCCACCUCAGCUGUAGAUCUCUGCAGUUCAUCCAGAGUGAUCAUGGGCCUCUUGGCUGCAUCUCUGAUCAGUCUUCUCCUUGUUGGAGGUGAAAGUUUAGAGGGACGGCCGGGUCUUGGUAGAUUUGCAGUGGUCUGAUACUCCUUCCAUUUCAAUAUGAUUGCUUGCACAGUGCUCCUCGAGAUGUUUAAAGCUUGGGAAAUCUUUUUGUAUCCAAAUCCGGCUUUAAACUUCUCCACAACAGUAUCUCGGACCUGCCUGCUGUGUUCCUUGGUCUUCAUGAUGCUCUCUGCACUUUAAACAGAACCCUGAGACUAUCACAGAGCAGGUGCAUUUAUACGGAGACUUGAUUACACACAGGUGGAUUCUAUUUAUCAUCAUCAGUCAUUUAAGACAACAUUGGAUCAUUCAGAGAUCCUCACUGAACUUCUGGAGUGAGUUUGCUGCACUGAAAGUAAAGGGGCCGAAUAAUAUUGCACACCCCACUUUUCAGUUUUCUAUUUGUUAAAAAAGUAUAAAAUAUCCAAUAAAUUUCAUUCCACUUCACGAUUGUGUUCCAAUUGUUGUUGAUUCUUGACAAAAAAUUAAAAUUUUAUAUCUUUAUGUUUGAAGCCUGAAAUGUGGCGAAAGGUUGAAAAGUUCAAGGGGGCCGAAUACUUUCACAAGGCACUGUAUUAAUUGUGAUCUAUGAUGUGAUUUUAUGAAGGUUUGACAGAGCUGGCUCAUCUGCAGCAAAAGAGUAUCCCCCAAUUUUGAUUUGAAAUUAAUGUUGGAACACGUAUAAGUGGACUUUAUCACAUAGACAAAAUGUAUAUAAAUUAUAUACUGUACUCUGCUGUUGUGGUUUUGAGAUUAUCUAGUCAAUUAGUAGUUUAGGUCUAAGUUGGAUACGAGCUGUAGAGAGUUUGGUCAGGCUUCACAGUGAGUGCUUAGCCAUACAAUCACUACAGUAACACACCCAGUGUUUUCACUCAUCGGUUAUUUUAAAGUGCGCCGCCAAGAAUUUUUUAACAGCAACCUGAGAAACAAUGGUUCACUGCCAACUCUGGCUUUAAAUUUCAAGCCUGUUUCAUGUCUGACGGCAGCUUUACUUUGGUCAGACAUGUGGUUUGGUGCACCUGUUGCCACACUUAACAAUCAUGUCACAGUAUACUACAGUACACCUGUGCAGCAGUGAUGUAAUGUGAGGUCAGAAAGACAAGCUUUUAGGUGGGUGCUAAGUUCCUCUCUGAAGCGUUUAGCUGCUGAACUUAGUACUUGAAUGUUAUAAUCAGUAGUAGUAAAGAACUGGACUGUCACUAAGAAUACAGUCAGCUUUAAAUGUCCUUUACAAUGCAAUUUUCUACAUCAUUGUCCCACUUCCAUGGUAUAAUAUUGUUACAGCUAAGUGACAGCUAUGCACUAAUAUUAGUUGUGUACUAUAUUAGUAGGUAGCAAACCAGACAUUGAUUUUCUUAACAGUUUGACACUGACAGAUGGAGAUUGCUCUCCCCAAACACUACUGCCAAUUUCACUCAACAAAACCAAACUGUAAGCUAAAAAGAAUUUUCAAGACUUUUGAGCGCACUCUGAGCAGUCACUUUAGUCUUUGCACCACUGUCUGCUUUUGUCAGUAUGUUGGUAUGGUGUAUGCAACUGGGACUCAGCUAGGUUUGCUUUUGAUUAAGUUCAGCACUUACCCUUUACAGCACAAGAAGGUCAGAGGGUGCUGUUCAUUUGGCACAAAUUGGCUUCUAACGUUCAGAGUAUUUUUGUGCCAUGUCUGAUAGGCCAGUAUGAAAAUAGUUUCCAACAUGUUUAUCCUCAUUUAACCAAAGACAUCAGAAGGUUGUGAGAACUGAUAGAAAUGGGCUUUACAAUAAUUCUAACUGCUCUUCCACUGCUCAUUCCAAACUGACGAUGUGACUGUGUGUAAGAGGAGUCGGGAGGCUUGCUGAUUGGUUUCAGAUCGUACUGCAUGCCGUAUAACAUCUUCUGUCAAACUUGCAAUUACUGACUUUUUGUUCACUUGGGGGCCAGUGGAAACAUGUUGUGACCCCAAGCAACAAAGCAAUGUUGUUAUUCACUGAAGUGGCUGUGCAACAUAUUCACUUUUUUCCUCUCUUUUUGGUCUCUACCAGCUCCUGGGUUAAAUAUGUGACUGUUUAGUGCUAAAUGCAUGGCAGUGUUCACCAACUAGUCUCUGUCUGCAAUCUGGUUCCUGCUGAGCAGGUAGAGUAUAAUGGCUUUUUCUCUGAAAAUAGUUGUCUGCUGUGGUCAAAUAUGACACUAUGAGAGCACUAAAAGCAAACUAGAACUGUAAAGUUACAGCUAGCUAGCUGAACAAUGAGCUGAAACUCACCAUUGAGCUCUUUAAGGAUCGAGCUGCAGAUUGAGCUGAUGAUUUUUUGUAGGUUCAUUACUACCAGAGUGCUGUUAUAUUAUUUUCACAAUACAGUUUGAUAUUGUUACUGAUUAUAGCUGAUUUAAGGUUACAGACACACAAAUGCUUUUUUGUGUACCUGACCAGUAGACAAUACAUUUCGUCUACUAGUCAGGUAGCAGUGCUGUCAGGAUUCAUCAGGCAAUGAAAAGUGUACAUAUAGAUGUAUCCCCAUAUAAAAUGAAAAAAAUGUGUAUGUAUGAAACAACAUGUUGUGUAUGAUGAAUAUAUAUCCCAGGUGACAGUCUACCUUGACACUGGAACAGACUCUGCAGGUGCUGAGCAAACAUUUAAGUUCUUAAGUUUCUGUUCUGCCUACCUCAUAACUGCUUUACCAUAAUGACAGGACAACAUUGUAAACCUAGUGAAAGCAAACAUUGUGUGAUUUUCACACCUAUUAGACAUGUGCCGGCAGGACAGAACACUAAUUCUUGUGUACACUAUAUAACCAAGACAAUAAAAGUUCAAUCUACAGUUUUCAGAAUCAUGGAUGCCACCAGAGCACCAGCAUCCUAGCAUCAGUUUUACUUACAACCAGAAAAGUAGAUUUCUUCAGUGCAUGUCAUGUGGCUAUUUCCUCUCUUUCUACCAUCUCCUGAGUUACCAUUUCCUGUAUCUCCUUCACUAAAGGAAACAAAAAAAAUCUGCAAAUGAAUACCCUACUUGCUAAAAAUGGCAGGUUUUGUAAGAUGGGAUUGUGCAGGAAGGCAGGCCUACUAGGUUCUAUGAAGGAAUAACCUAUUUAUGCGACAGCACAUGCCUCCUUGCAUACAAAUGUUCCAUUUCAUAGUUUUGCUGGGGCACUGUUGCUGCCUUCUGGGCUUAGCACUGCUCGAGACAAUUGUUAAUAAUAAAAAAAAUACAAACAAAUCAGCAUCUUUCCCCUACUAGAUGCAUGCUGAACACUCAAACUGUGCUUUCACGAUGCGAUAUGAGAAGUUGCUCUGGUUCUGUUUCUAAAUGCCACACAGAGGGAAUGUCACUUCACUCUGUGCUAAAGAUGCAGUCUUCUACUUCAUUAAUGCUAUCUAAAUGUCCCAAAUCUCAUAUAUGGAACCAUGAAAUAUUAAACAUGUAAAAAUUCAGUUUGCAAUAAAGGGGUCCAUCUCCUCACAAAAACCUCACUCAUACAACCAAAGAUAUUCCAUGAGAUAGCAACUGUACAGUGGAAUCUUUGAUGAUACACACUUUGCAGGAUAUUGUCUUGCAGUAUGUGUCACCAUCACCUACCUCCAUAUUAAAUUAUUUUAGCUGAACAUGAAGCAUGCAUAUCACUGUUACGCCUUAUUUUCCUUAGAUUUGUGUUCAACGUUAAAGGUCAAAGUCAGAUUCCCUGUUUGCAAAACCAGUAAAGCUGUAGUGGAACAUGACAGCUUAGAGUUUGAGUUUUGAAGCACACAGAAAAAUGCUGAUGUACUGCCUGGCUGACUUACCCACUGGUGUCCGUGGGGAUACGGAAUUUGUUGUUUGGGUUCAAUAAGACUAGAAUCCUAUGUCCUGGAAGUUUAAAAACUCAUGUAGAGGAAUCCAUUGAAACAGGAGGGCAUGUUACAAUAUCGUCAUUGUGUAGAAUACUCAAGCUGAACACCUAGUUAACCCUAUUAGAGGCAGAAGAUCGUAAAAGUUUUUCCAUCCUCUUGAAACAUAUUUUUUCAGUUUCUUCUCCCAUUUUGAACCACAUGAAAGUGAAUGAAGUUAGAUUUUAGGACUGUCUUACAAAUGUGUCAACAUGUUUUAUUCCCAUUUUCGGUCCAGAGCUAAGACUGAUUUGUGUAAAGGUAACAGUUAUUUUACAGAUUAAAAGAAGUGCUGAAAAUGCAUCACUGUACAUAGGCACAUGUAGCACAAUAAACAUCUCAUUCCGUGCACUGUAAAAAUGACAAAGUUAACAAGCAAUUUUAUUAUUUACACAGAAUGCAGUUGAAUUAUUUGUUGUUUAUUUUUGUAUUUAUUUAUUUUUGUAUUUAUUGAUUUACAGGCUGCUUAUAAUAUCUGGACAGGAUACGAAUAUAACUGAAAGCAGUUAUCAGAGCAGUAAUAUUGUUCAGAGAGAGUCAGAGAUGAACUUGCUUCUGGAGCUUUUCAUUUUUUGCAGUGUGUGUUUUCUAUGAUACAGAUGUAUGCACUUUAAAGCCAUGGUUGAAGGAAACCAUAUUCAGAAAAACUUCUGCGUUUUGCCAUGGUGAGGCCAUGGCUUUUUGUGAUGAUGAUAAAUCUAUGUGUGGUGUACAUGUUGCUGUCUAAAUGUGAUGUUCUGUGAUGAAAAACCUAAAAAUAAAAGUAAUCUACAAUACA
Molecule: messenger RNA, 9329 nt
Organism: Acanthochromis polyacanthus (spiny chromis)
Lineage: Eukaryota; Metazoa; Chordata; Actinopteri; Pomacentridae
Exons: 11
Coding region: 221-3202 (993 amino acids)
Source: RefSeq, a predicted model, not a curated record